Messenger RNA from Branchiostoma floridae (Florida lancelet), 2777 nucleotides. Its product is annotated as xaa-Pro aminopeptidase 1-like. Lineage: Eukaryota; Metazoa; Chordata; Leptocardii; Amphioxiformes; Branchiostomatidae. Bases 328 to 2439 code for a protein of 703 amino acids. The transcript is spliced from 23 exons. The record is from RefSeq and is a predicted model, not a curated record. Gene Ontology annotation, molecular function: metalloaminopeptidase activity.
GAGACCCUCUCAAUUUGUUUGCAUCCGGCUGUUUCUGUAGAAGGGUAAGGAUCCCAGACAUCUUGGUAGGAAUCUUGUGCCAAGUCGAGAAGGAUCCGGUCAAGUUCACGCGUGCCGGAACACUCAAGUCCGCCAGGCCAAGAUAUCGUGCUAUGACCCCUCCCAGUGCCCUGGCUGGGUGGAACAUUUGGGGGGCGUGAAAAGAUUUGCGAUCAAGCGUGCAUUAUUUGUCUGGGACUGAAUAUUCCGACUGUUACGACCGAAGUCACAAAUCGAGGUCGACCAGGCGUGUAGUACUCACAGUACGGACUCACCACUGGGACAAUCAUGCACUCCGCUAUCAUUCUACUGAUCUGUGCAGGAGCCGUCUUCCUAGUUAGUGGGGACCCAGUCAGUGAAGGAGAUGGCGUCCAUCCACGAUCCCCACGUGUUAAGAGAGCUCCUGGCGAUUCUGAAAGGGACUGCACAGCAACGCCUCCGUACAUUCCCCCGACGGCUAAAGACACCACAGACCUGCUGAGGCGCCUGCGCCAGGGGAUGCAGAGUAGCGCUUACUUCGCGGGAUCCAUACAGGCGUACAUCAUUCCUGCAGGGGACGCACAUCUGAGCGAGUACAUCUCUGAAAGAGACCAGCGCCGUGCGUUCAUUAGUGGUUUAUCCGGUUCAUCAGGCACUGCAGUAGUGACCAAUGACGGCUCGGGAGGCGGAAAGGCUGCGGUGUGGACAGACAGUCGCUACUUCCUACAGGCGGAACAGCAGCUGGACUGUAACUGGAUUCUCAUGAGACAAUACGAAGAAGGUGUCCCCACCAUCGUGGAGUGGCUGGUGAGUGAGCUGGGGCCCGGAGGACGGGUCGGGAUAGAUCCCCAUCUGGUCUCUAUCAGUACGUGGCAGGGGUAUGCUGAUCCGUUAGAAGCAGACGGUAAAGUCUUAAUCGAAAGUAGUGGUGGCAACUUAAUAGAUGCUAUCUGGGAUGACAGACCGCCUCCUUCAACCGCGCCUCUCAUCACUCAAGGUCUUAACUAUACAGGGAAGUCCUGGGAAGACAAGAUUACAGACAUACGAGAGAAAAUGUCAGAGCAGAAUGCAGAUGCGCUGGUACUGACCAAACUGGACGAAGUAGCUUGGUUGGUUAACCUGCGAGGUAGUGACGUUCCCUUCAAUCCCGUCUUCUUCGCCUACGCCAUCGUCACAGCUAAUACUGCCGUGUUGUACUUGGACACGAACAAAGUGACUGAUGACGUGAGAAGUCACCUGCGGCUGGGCUGUACGACAGGUGUGUCCUGUGUGCAGGUGGAGGCCUACGACACCCUCCUGUCAGCCGUGGAGGCACUGGCUGCAGACUCCGGCAUCAGGAAGAUCUGGAUCAGCUCAGCCUCUACCACAUACGCUGUCUUCAGUAAAGUGCCGGAGAGCAAACAGAUCCUGGACGCGUCACCAGUGAUGAAGAUGAAGUCCAAAAAGAACGCAGUUGAACAGCAGGGACUCAAGAAUGCUCACAUCCGUGACGCCGUGGCCAAGUGUGAGUACCUCAUGUGGCUCGAGGACGCGGUGCCUAGAGGAUCUGUGACAGAAAUAUCUGGAGCGGACUAUCUUCAACAAUUGCGUUCACGACAGAGGGAUUACAUGGGCCUUAGCUUCGCCGCUAUCUCCGCCUCCGGCCCGAACGGAGCUGUCGUCCAUUACAGGCCAUCUGAGGAGACAAACAGACCAAUCACGACAAGUGACGUUUACCUGAUCGAUUCAGGCGGUCAAUACAAGGACGGUACUACUGAUGUAACAAGAACUGUACACUUUGGGCAGCCUACUGACUAUCAAAGAGAAACCUACACCCUGGUCCUCAUGGGUGCCAUCAACGAGUUCCUUCAAGUCUUCAAACAAGGAACGUUUGGGAUCCGUCUGGACCAGGCUGCCCGGGCACCGCUGUUUAGUUACGGUCUGGAGUACGGGCACGGCACGGGACACGGGCUGGGCUCCUUCCUCAACGUGCACGAAGAUCCGUAUUUUAGAGGUACGGAAGGUGUUCCUGUUGGGGAAGAAGGCACAUUCAUCACAAUUGAGCCCGGUUAUUAUGAGGACGGACAGUUCGGCAUUCGUCUCGAAACACUGGCUAUGGUGAAAGAAGCAGACACAAAGUACAACUUCAACGGGAGAACCUACCUGACCUUUGAACCUGUUACAUUGGUGCCGUUUCAAGAGAAAAUGAUCAAAUUUGAUAUGAUGAACGAGAAUCAGCUAACAUGGCUGAACGACUACCACAGGAAGGUCCGUGAGACGAUCGGACCUGAGCUUCAGCGUCAGGGAAAGAACGACGUGUAUGAUUGGUUGAUGAAAAACACGCAAUCAUUCGAAACCUCCAGGAUAAGUUCUGGAGCUAAAGCAGCGUCUUCCGUCUUCCUCCUUGCGAUUGCUGCUAUGUGUAGUGUUUUCAGUACAUAAAUAACGUUGGUCAUAAAGAUAUCAAGGACCAAGUUAGUUUUCUAUGCACCAAUAUACUGCAAUGACUUAAAGGUACCUUUGAUCAACAUGCAAGUUUUUACUGGCGCUGGGAAACCAUCGCUGAAUGCAAUGCUUUCGUUCAAUAUUGCUGGAAUAGAUAUCACAUAGAGAUGUUGACAAUUAGACCUAACUAAAUUUAGAUCUAGACUAGUAAUCAAUGUUUUUUUGACUGCCCGCUUUAUGCAAGCUGGAGCUACGCCUAACUGUUGUAACUUGUUGAUACCUUCAGGUAUCUUUUUGAAUUGUCGACCAAUAAAGAUACCUUUUUGUAAACUUCA